AUGUAUGAUGGCAAGGGUGAUCCCGACAAUCAUCUGAAGCACUUCAAUGGCAUGAUCAAGAUGCAACGUUGGAACGUUCCGGUUGCUUACCAUAUGUUUGCUCUUACUAUAAAGGACGUAGCCCGCGCUUGGGUAAACGGACUACCGGUCGGGAGUGUAGUAAACUUGGAAGAUCUUAAGAGAAAGUUCAGAUCCCACUUCAGCCAACAGAGGAAAUACCAGAAGAUCCAUUUGGAAGCACACAACAUAAAAAGAAGAGAAGGUGAAAGAAUACGCAAUUUCAUUACACGAUACACAGAUGAAACAACACUCAUCAAAGGUCUGGCUGAAAGUCAAAAGAUAUCCGGUUUCGUGCACGAACUGAGAUUCAAGCCAUUGGUCGAAUUUUUAUCUACCGACCUCCCACAGACAUAUACAGCUCUAACUGACAAGACACACAGUUUCCUUCUUGCAAAGGACACAACUGCUGCAGAAAGAUCACCACCAAAGCCAAGGCCACAUCAGCGAGGGAAGGACAUGAGCAAAUUUUGUGAAUAUCAUAAUGUUCGCGGUCAAUACACAAAUGAUUGUAAAGUAUUCAAAACCAAGGUAGAGGAAGCAGCCAAAACUGGAAGGCUGGCCCAGUUUUUAAAAGGCUUGAAAGAGCAAGGGCCAAAAGAUAAUCAAGGAAGGCAAGAUAACACCGAUGCUCAAGCAGCAAGGCUGGAGGUAAUGGAAGCACCUAUAACCAUGAUAAUUGGUGAAGUUCGACAAGAAGAGCAGAUACCAAACCAAAGUGAACCAUGGAAGUCGGUGGCGAUCAGUUUCCCGCCCAUUGAUGAGAAAGAUGCAUCAGAUGACCCAAUUGUGAUCCAAGCGAUCAUAGGGAAACACCAAGUGAAAAAAGUGCAUCUAGACACUAGAAGCGGGUGUGAAAUCAUGUACGACCAUUGCUUCCAAAAAUUAUCGCCAACUUUCCAAAAGUUAAGGAAAGGCUCAGCAAGUUCCUUAAUUGGAUUCUCGGGGGAAAGAGCAUGGUCACAAGGCGAAGUAGCUCUACAAGUAACUGUGGGAGAAUGGCCGAGGCAACGUACGGAAGUGUUAACGUUCACCAUCAUCCGGGCUGACUCCCCAUAUAAUGUCAUCUUGGGGAGGGUAGCCGUGAGAAAAAUGGGAAUAAUCCCCUCCUCAACUCAUGCUGCAAUCAAAUUCCCAACACCGCUAGGCAUCGGAUAUGUGAAACCAGAGCCACUUUUCAAUCGAUAUUGUGCUAAAGUAAAGCCACAAGACGUAGCUCCGGAGCAGGAAUAA
Molecule: messenger RNA, 1290 nt
Organism: Erigeron canadensis
Lineage: Eukaryota; Viridiplantae; Streptophyta; Magnoliopsida; Asterales; Asteraceae
Exons: 2
Coding region: 1-1290 (429 amino acids)
Source: RefSeq, a predicted model, not a curated record